Molecule: messenger RNA, 1648 nt
Organism: Orycteropus afer afer
Lineage: Eukaryota; Metazoa; Chordata; Mammalia; Tubulidentata; Orycteropodidae
Product: keratin, type II cytoskeletal 73
Biological process (GO): keratinization; intermediate filament organization
Cellular component (GO): keratin filament
Molecular function (GO): structural constituent of skin epidermis
Source: RefSeq, a predicted model, not a curated record
AUUCCUGCUUUCUGGCCAUCCCAACAUGAACCGCCAAUUCACCUGCAAGUCUGGAGCUGCCACCAAGGGUGGCUUCAGUGGCUGCUCAGCAGUCCUUUCUGGGGGCAGCUCAUCCUCCUACUGGGCAGGAGGCAGAGGGCUUAGUGGUAGCUUUGGCAGCCGGAGCCUCUACAACCUGGGGGGCACCCGGAGCAUCUCCCUCAAUGUGGCCAGUGGCAGUGGGAGGACAGGGGGCUAUGGGUUUGGCCAGGGCCGGGUCAGUGGCUUUGCAGGAAGCAUGUUUGGGGGUGUGGCCUUGGGGCCCUUGUGCUCAACUGUGUGCCCUCCAGGAGGCAUCCACCAGGUCACCAUCAACAAAAGCCUUUUGGCCCCCCUCAAUGUAGAGCUGGACCCUGAGAUCCAGAAAGUACGCACUCAGGAGCGGGAGCAGAUCAAGGCACUGAACAACAAAUUUGCUUCCUUCAUCGACAAGGUGCGGUUCCUGGAGCAGCAGAACCAGGUGCUGGAGACCAAGUGGGAGUUGCUGCAGCAGCUGGACCUGAACAACUGCAAGAACAACUUGGAGCCCAUCCUUGAGGGCUAUAUUGGUAACCUGCGGAAGCAGUUGGAAACGCUGUCUGGGGACAGAGUAAGGCUAGACUCAGAGCUGAGAAGCAUGCGGGAUGUGGUAGAGGACUACAAGAAGAGGUAUGAGGAGGAAAUAAACAAGCGCACAACAGCUGAGAACGAAUUUGUGGUGCUCAAGAAGGAUGUGGAUGCUGCUUACAUGAACAAAGUGGAGCUGCAGGCCAAGGUGGAUGCCCUUGAUGGAGAAAUCAAGUUCCUCAAGUGUCUAUAUGAGGGGGAGAUUGCUCAGAUCCAGUCCCACAUCAGUGACACAUCUGUCAUUCUGUCUAUGGACAAUAACCGCAACCUGGACCUGGACAGCAUCAUUGCCGAGGUCCGCACCCAGUACGAGGAGAUUGCCCUGAAGAGCAAGGCUGAGGCAGAAGCCCUGUACCAGACCAAGUUCCAAGAGCUCCAACUGGCUGCUGGGCGGCAUGGAGAUGACCUCAAACAUACUAAGAAUGAGAUUUCAGAGCUGACUCGUCUCAUCCAAAGGCUGCGAUCGGAGAUUGAGAGUGUGAAGAAACAGUGCUCCAACCUGGAGACAGCUAUUGCUGAUGCCGAGCAGCGGGGAGACUGUGCUCUGAAGGACGCCCGGGCCAAGCUAGAUGAGCUGGAGGCUGCUCUACACCAGGCCAAGGAGGAGCUGGCCAGGAUGCUGCGAGAGUACCAGGAGCUGAUGAGUGUGAAACUGGCCUUGGACAUUGAGAUUGCCACCUACCGCAAGCUGCUGGAGGGCGAGGAGUGCAGGAUGUCUGGAGAGUACACCAACUCUGUGAGCAUUUCAGUCAUCAGCAGUUCCACAGCUGGGACCUCAGGCACAGGCACCAGCUUUGGGUUCAGCGGUGCUGGCACCUAUGGCUACCGACCCAGCUCUGUCGGCGGGGGCUACAGCAUACUGUCUGGGGGCUGUGUCACUGGCAGUGGGAACUGCAGCCCCCGUGGGGAAACCAGGACCAGGUUGGGAAGUGCAAGUGAAUUCAAGGAUCCCUUGGGAAAGACAUCAACUCUGAACUCAUCCCCAAAGAAAACUAUGAGAUAA